This is a messenger RNA of Hyaena hyaena (striped hyena), 928 nucleotides long. RefSeq names its product deoxythymidylate kinase (gene DTYMK). The transcript is spliced from 5 exons. Gene Ontology annotation, biological process: dTTP biosynthetic process; dTDP biosynthetic process; dUDP biosynthetic process. The record is from RefSeq and is a predicted model, not a curated record. Gene Ontology annotation, molecular function: dTMP kinase activity; ATP binding. Gene Ontology annotation, cellular component: mitochondrion; cytosol; nucleus. The coding region runs from base 27 to 668 and encodes 213 amino acids. Lineage: Eukaryota; Metazoa; Chordata; Mammalia; Carnivora; Hyaenidae.
ACCGCUGCGCGUGGCGGGAAGGCGCCAUGAUGGCGGGCCGGCGCGGGGCCCUGAUAGUGCUGGAGGGCGUGGACCGUGCGGGGAAGAGCACGCAGAGCCGCAAGCUGGUGGCCACGCUGUGCGCCUCCGGCCACCGCGCCGAGCUGCUCCGCUUCCCAGAAAGAUCAACUGAAAUUGGCAAACUUCUGAGUUCUUACUUGGAAAAGAAGAGCGAGGUGGAAGAUCACUCAGUGCACCUGCUUUUCUCUGCGAACCGCUGGGAGCAAGUGCCGUUAAUUAAGAAGAAGUUGAGCCAAGGUAUCACCCUCGUUGUCGACAGAUACGCAUUUUCUGGAGUCGCCUUCACCAGUGCCAAGGAGAAUUUUUCCCUGGACUGGUGCAAGCAGCCAGACGUGGGCCUCCCGAAGCCGGACCUGGUGGUGUUCCUUCAGUUACGGCUGGCAGAGGCCGCCACCCGGGGAGAGUUUGGCCGCGAGCGCUAUGAGAACGGAAAGUUCCAGGAGCGGGCGCUGCAUUGCUUCCAUCAGCUGCUGGCGGAUGAGACUCUGAACUGGAAGAUCGUCGACGCCUCCAGAAGCAUCGAAGAUGUCCACAAGGAGAUCCACGCCCUCUCCGUGGACACCCUCCGGGCCGUGGCGCAGAAGCCGCUCGGGGAGCUGUGGAAGUAGACGCGCAGCACCCCUCAGUGGCAGCCCCUCAGGGCAGAGCCGCCGGGGAGGUGGACAUCCCGACCACGUGUGCACACGCGGACUGGGCACCGACAGCCACGGGCCAGCCCCUUGUGAGGCGGCAGGGCGCCAGGGACUCCGAGCACCCGGCGAGCAGCGUGUCUGAUGGAGCUUGAUGCCCGCGUCCGAGCAGUUUCACUAAGAUGGCAGUCAGCUGCAACUCCUCAAUCUUUUAUAGGAAUAAAAACGACUUUGCAGAC